Molecule: messenger RNA, 1911 nt
Organism: Phytophthora sojae
Lineage: Eukaryota; Oomycota; Peronosporomycetes; Peronosporales; Peronosporaceae
Exons: 1
Coding region: 1-1911 (636 amino acids)
Source: RefSeq, a predicted model, not a curated record
AUGACCGCGUCCUGGUGGGCGAUCCAAGUGCUGAGCGGAGCGCAUAACCCCACCGAGACGCUUCGAGUGUUCACGUCGUCGCUCAUCAAAGGCUACAUGGGCGAUGGCUUGAUCAAGGACAGUCCGUUGGUGCAGGACGUACUGGGAGGCGACACCACGCCCCGCGACUACAUGCUCUUCCUCGAGUCCAGUACAAACACCUCGACCGACGGCUGCUCAGGACUACCGCUCUUCAAUUCGGAGAUUUACAGCUACGACUUUCUGAGUCCGGGCUAUCAGGGGAUGGUCUCCAGUACCAAGUACAACGCCACCGCCCUCGCAGACUUGGAGCUCGUGGUUAUCAUCGCCGAUUGCUCCUUCAGCCAGCUCAAGGCUGGCGAUCCGUCGGACGUGCGCGUGUACAACCUGGUGCACUCGUGGAGUGAUCCCAGCGACUUGUACUUGAUGACUCUGUCGCUCUCCGUGCAGGAAUACGAACAACGCGACCACAACAAGGAAGGGCCAGCAGUAGUGGGCAUGCUCACUCUCGUCCAGAGUAUGCAAGACACGAACGUGGCGCAGUACUACAUGGUCGCGCUCACCUACCCGUACCAGCGGGCUCCGGACUUCGAAAUGUACGAAGUGGUUGGCGUCACGAAUGAAAGUUAUUUAUCCUUGACGAGCAUUCCGCGGGACCCAGACACUGAGCCGGUCAAGCACUUGCUUACAGCGCGGAAGCGCGGGUUCUACAAUGGAGGCACCCAGUCCAAUGUCCGCACGAUGUACUCCAUCCUGGACGGUGUGAACGCCACGAACGCGUUGACUCGUUGGGAAUGGAUCGGUGAAGCCGUGACAAUCGACUCGUGGGCCUGGGUGCACUGCAUCCAUUUCUUCUUCGGGCUGCAGGUAAUUUAUUCCCUGGUGGUGCUGCUCCUCGUCACGUACCAGAAGAUUCGGUCGGGCAAGAUCUGGCUUGGAGAUCCGUUCGCGUCCAUUUCGACGGCGACGCUCGUUAUGCGCGGCAUUCUGGUGCUGCUCUCUUGGGCGAUCGAUUCCUUCUGGUCGAUCAACGAGUUCGCCAUGUCGAGAGCCGCGAUGAUCUCGGGUUCAUCGCCUGUACGCGUCCACAAGGAGCUGAUGCACGCCGACCUUUUCGCCGUGUACCUUGGCUUGGUGGCUUUCCUGAGCUCCGUGUUCCGAGAGCGCAUUGAUCCCUCUUUCGCCACCUUUUUGUUCGAGAUGGUCCACCAGAACCGUCAGAAGAUCGUUCGCCUGUCGUCAGCAGUGGUGGAAGAGGUGGUCACCUACUCGGAAGCCCAAUACAACAUUGGCAUUGCAACGGUAACCCCACUACUGGCCGAUAUGUCCCCACUGCGGCUGUGGUCGUCGUUCGAGUUCCCCGAAAAGGACGCCAAGUUCCUCGCCGCGUCCUUCACGCCCAUGCUCUUCCUCAUGUGCUCCAUCACAGUGUUUGCGAUCCUACGCAAGAUUUACCGCUUCUUCCGGCCGGAUCAAGUUCGACAGAGAUCGAGUAUUGGCACGGACACGUCCGCAAACUCAUCGGCAAACGAGCGCAGUGCCAUGACCCAGAGGGGAAUCGUCACCAACUUCGAGAUCUCGACUGGAUCCAUGCUGCAGACGCGCUUCGGACUCAUCUCCGACUACAGCAACUACGUCUUCUUCAAAGGAAUGAAGUUCGCGUCGGCGGACGGGGUCUAUUGCUCUGGAUAUGUGAUCGUGAACGAGAAGUAUCUGGUGAGCUCGAAAGACUUGUGGGCUAUUGUGAUGAUCAAGUUGCUGCGUACCCGAUUUAAGAAUGUCCACGUGUAUGAGGUACACGGCCACACGGUGAAGGAUACGGCGAGGUUGGUGUUCCCUUCGACGUUCUUGUGGUCGGAUCUGUGGCGUUUGAACGUCACGGUACUGCUAUGA